GUUGGGGCACAGAAUGGAGGGAUUGUACGACCCCAUGAAACGCAUUCGUUGCGCUUACUUAAUCCGGACCACGUGGGCUUCAUGCAUCGAUCAAUCGUUUUCGGCUUUGCCCACAUACCCAACUACUCACAAUGGUAAUCUUGGAUCGAAAGCUCUGGGGUGCUCACGUAUUAAGACGUUCUCAACAAUUGGAGUUUCCGCGAAGGAUCUGAGUAUAAGUGGGCAUGCACCGGUUCCUCGCCCGAAUUUUCCUCUCCCUGCUCUCCGUGUGCAUUGAUUGCCACCUGCACGUUGCAGCGUCAUCUGCGGCACAGCAGCGUUCGGCUAGAUACACGCAAAGAUGCUCACCGCAUGUACAGCAACCUUUGGACGCAUGUCCGAUUGCUCGCUUGCAUCCAAGCACAAACCCAAUGGCCUUUGGCGCUCCUGGUUCCGUGUCACUUCCGAGACCCCUAAUUACACAUCGCACGAGGUACAACGCCCAAGCAAUGCACAAGGUCUUGGACAACAGGAAGCACUGUCUGCAUACGUGCAGCGGGGCUGUGCUAGAUAUCUACCGUGUACCUGUCAUCACCACGACUAACCGGGAUGGGCCAGCAUAUGCCGGAACGCAGUCUGCAGAUCGAGCCGUGGCCCGACAAAUUCGAGACGAUAUUCUAGAUCAAACUGGUCGAACGCACAGAGCUGUUUGCUUAGGAAUCAGAUGCCCGGCCAUAUCCGAUCUCUAGUCGUCUUCGGCUCAAGACAAUC
Molecule: messenger RNA, 750 nt
Organism: Boeremia exigua
Lineage: Eukaryota; Fungi; Ascomycota; Dothideomycetes; Pleosporales; Didymellaceae
Exons: 1
Coding region: 225-728 (167 amino acids)
Source: RefSeq, a predicted model, not a curated record